GAGCAUUCGAUGCAGUUGCGACGGCUGAGAUGGUCAUUUUUGGAAUAAACAUUACUCGAGUAUAGACAUCUAUUGAAGUCAUCUUUUGACACCCAUCCCCGGUCGUGUCAUUCUAACGUCGGCUUUUCGUUCGAGAGAAAUCAGACUUAUGUCGCAUGACCAUUUCAACGUGCCGUGCUGCUUCUGUUUGCUAUUCGGGAUGCGUUCACAUCUGCACGACCACCAUCAAGCUUCUGACAAGGCAGACAUGAGAACACGCCAACUCAGUCAAGUACUGCUCCUGAACUCCAACUCAGGGCUCUGGAAAUGAAGGUCGGUCUUCUACGAGAUUUACUCGCUCUCGUGUGCUUCAGAAAUGGAGAUGAGAGAACUCCGAUGUAGUUCUGCCUCUUCUGAGUUCCCUCGCUUCUCUCAUUCUGUUGCAUAUGAGAACGAUGGAAAUCAUCCAUCACUUGUCUUGGACACAGGCUUUCAUUUUUUUACUAAGCGAUGCGUCGCUGUUCAUCUCUGACAUCCAUUUUUGACGGUCACCUUGGCCCAAAACGCCUAUUCGCCGGAGGACUUAUAACGUGGGGUGAAAUCGCCUCAUGUUACACCCUCUCUUCCUAUCUUUCCCCGCUCUAUACCCAAGCCUUCAGUCGCUCCUUUCUAUAUACCCAAUUUUGCUCCUUCCCAGAUAUCCUACAUUUGUUCAGAUGUCUUACCCACUUUCAGUCUCCUCCUUCCCAGAUACCAUAUCGACCCAUGAACAACCUCUGAAUGUCGAAGUUCAAAUAGUAGUGACUCCCGCAUCGACGAAGAAGCCAUGUCCCAUCCACGGCGCCAUCAAAAAUCUCUUUACCAAGGAUCACGUCCCACUUGAUGUAAGUCCGGAAUUCCCUCGCAGGAACAGCGAAAGUUCAGUCGAGCCAUGGAAUCCUGUUCCAAGCGAUAAUCCGGCACGACUUUCCCACCAAACCAAUGAUGACCUCUUCACCGUCAUGCCCACGAAUGAUGGAACAAGCUAUCACAACACACAUCAUGGAAGCUGGUCACAGGCCACUUCUCAAGGGCAGUGUUCGCCCUGGACAGAUGUGCUCGUGCACCAUCAGCCUCCCAGAUCUACAAAAGAGAGCAUCGCAAGUCUUGGCUUAUCACAACGCAGCCCCCUCCCUGAUUGCCUCGGCUGCACGGACUUCGAUCCUAUGGUGACAUUGUGCUGCAGGAGAAUCUGGGUCGAGACACCAUCACUUCCCCCACUACCACCAUUGCCUCCCAAAGAAAGUCCGAUGGAAAUCCCUGUUCGUCCAUCCUCUUCGCUCUCUCACACAUCCAACAUCUGCAACGAAAUUGAAAUCGAAAACGAGAUCGAGGAGGACGCUGAUCGUAACAGUGAACCCUCACCACCUCCUUCACCCCUUGUCUUCUCCAAUCGCACAUCUUCUUACAUCGCCGCUGAAGGUGCGAAAGGUCAGACGUCAGUCGAAGUAGUUUCAAACACAAUGCGAUCUACAUCGUCCUCGUUAAGCGCGAAUGGGCAGUUAAAACUGCCUACCUCACCGCCACGACGACGCACUGCACCUCCUACAACGAUGCCGGUGGAGGCGAUGGCUCAUCUUCGAGUGUUCCCUGUUUACCCUUCCAGUAUCUUCGCUUCUAAACCCAAGCCUCAGAAGCUGAAGACCCCAACAACGCCAUCACCAUCAUCACCCAGUGCCUCAAGCUCUUCACCGAAGAGGACAGGUUGGAAGCGAUUCUAUCGUCGACAUAGCGUAUCUGAUAUCGAAAACACGGCAUCUCCUAGCGUCGCUCGGUCUCAGACUCCGGUGGGUCCAGUAGCAUCAUCGGAGACUUUGAGCCCGACGCUUGGUCGCACUUCCUCCAUCUCUCAAUCUGAUUAUUCGGAGCACACGAUCGCGGAACAUCCUGUCGAGCCAGCGCCGCAAAGUCAAUCGCACGGGAAUAUCAAUGAUGUUCCCCAUAUCGUUGCCCGCGCGCACGUCGGGGGCGUAUGGCAAGAGAAGGAAGUUGGUGAGGUCAUUUCGACCUUGAGGACGAUGAAGGUUUCUGGAAGGAUUACGCCAAAGUUCAAAGGUUAAGGCUUUACACAUCUCUAUCCCUUUCUUCGCAUCCUUGUCUGUCCCUUUUUCCGCAUUCACAAUAUGGUAUUCUCUCAUCUAGUGACUGUUGUAUACUUUUUUGAGGACUUUGCUAGCGAGGUCCCGAACUCACCCCAUAUUUUGCUGUAUCACUAACCUAAUUUGCCCACACAUUGUAUGCUGUGUCGUGUAUUUUUCUUCUCGAUCCUCCACCAUAAGGCAAUCCGCCUUCAAUUUACAAUACAUAUGUAUGCUCUGCCACGGCGACCAUUCAAUU
Somion occarium is the source of this 2355-nucleotide messenger RNA. The record is from the annotation of a GenBank genome assembly. Lineage: Eukaryota; Fungi; Basidiomycota; Agaricomycetes; Polyporales; Cerrenaceae.